This is a messenger RNA of Xenopus laevis (African clawed frog), 3810 nucleotides long. RefSeq lists its product as uncharacterized. The record is from RefSeq and is a predicted model, not a curated record. Lineage: Eukaryota; Metazoa; Chordata; Amphibia; Anura; Pipidae. Bases 285 to 3101 code for a protein of 938 amino acids. The transcript has 6 exons.
CUUUUUAUUUGUCUCAUAUCAGUCUCAUGGGGGUCUCUUCCUAUAACUGAGCACAAGGGACCUGGAUAUUACACCUGUCUGAGAGCAGCAGCCGCUGAUAAAGUUUUGUCUGGAAGAGAAGGAGUUACACAGAAGAGGAAGUUUUGUUGCACACAUUGGGGAUACUCAUUACCACUCUAUAACACUGGUUGUGGGUUUCAGCCACUUCCCGUGUGUAGAAGGAGAAGCAGCGAGACAGAGAGAGACAGAGAGACAGAGAGAGAGAGAAAGAGAGAGAGACAGACAUGGAGCUCUUACAGAGACAUCUCCCCCGGGUACAUGAGGUGCUGCAGAACGCUCUGAAUUACCUGGGCACUGUAACUGCACAGAUUUUUGGAGCCCCCCCACCUAAUUGUCAGCAUGAAAGAAAUGCCCACGCGGCCCUUGGCACCUCCCCAUCACAGCCGACACACCCCCUCGAGACCCCAACUCCUGGGCAACGAGGCAACGACAAAGGAACUGAGGAGACUGAACACCUCACACCCCAUGAAGACAACACAGUUUUUACAUCAGAUCCAGAGAAAGGGAACUGCUCUCCUGCCACUGACACUGGACAGGCAGACAUGUCACAUGCAGUAGUCGCAAAAGAUCUAAAUGUGGAAACUGAGCUUCAAAAAAGAGCAAAGAGGUACUUGGAGUAUGAAGCAUAUGAUGAAGGAACAAUCAGAGAUCUUCAUCUUCCCAAUGAAGAAUUGAGAAUUUACGGAGAGCCCAUGGCAAUCAAAUAUGAUCAAUUUCAAGCAGAAAAGUCAAGCAAACGCAUCGCUUUCUCAAAACACUAUCAACACAAGGAGAAAAAAGUGGAGUUUUUGUCAAAUGACAAAUGGCAGCAACACAAAUCUACCAACAAUGAAGAACUUAGCAAGGAUCCAACUCCUCCUGCAAAAAUUUCCAAUAAACCUGAAUUGAAUUGUGAAGAUUUAGAAAGUUUAGAUUUUGAAAUAAAUGAGCUGGAAACCAUGUCAUUGAAUGUAAAUGGGGGAUCACUAGAAGAUUCUGCAGUAACAGCACACAGAGAAGAAGUACCUCUGGAGGAGGACUACAAGCAAGAUGCAGAAUUAUCUGAGGUGGACAUUCUGUCAGCUGUUGAGCCAAAGGAUCAUUUAUCCAUCCUUGUUACCCAUGCUAUAAUAGAGAGCUCAGACACUCAGAUGAAUAAGGAAGACCUUAGCCAUGACUAUAUAAAAAAAGAAACCAAAUUAACAAAGGUAACCUUUCAAAAUGAUCCAGAGGGAGAUAUGAAAGAACAGCUCGUAACCUCAGUGUGGACUUCACAAAUAAACCCAGAUUCACAAUUGUCUCAAAAAGAAAAGAUCCAAAACAAUCUGGAUAUGUUAUCCAACACUAUUAAUGAAGGUCAGGCCACUUUAGAAGAAUCUUUUAGCACAUCAGAACAAUCACAACAGCUUGUUGAAGGGGAAAAUGUUUUAGAAGAGAAGAACUUACCUACUGAUGAACCAGCAGAGGUCAACGAAAGCAAAACACAAGAGGAAGAGACCAUGAAUACCAUUGAUGACCUAGAAGCAAUGGUAUCUAUUGGGAUUUCAAAAGAUAAUUUCAUUUACACAUCAGUAUAUCUAUCUCAAACUAGUUCCCAAGUUGAUACACAAAACAUUAAUGAGCAACCACCAGUAGAAAAGAAAAACAUUAUCAUACCAGCAGAGAAUUUAACAGAUCUCUUUGAAUCACAGAAAGAACUCAAUAUGUUAUUAGAUCUACUACCAAAUGUUCCUCAAACGUAUCUAGCAGAGGAUUGUAAGCAAACUCAUGUAAAGCACUCUACUUUGGAAGAAAUCCAAUUUAUUACCACAACAGGCCAGUCACAACAAUUUGUUUCAGAGGAAAAUAUUUCUGGAGAGAUAGAUCAAUCACUUUCAGAAGAUCAACCAAAAGUCAUUGAAAAAGACUAUGAGAUACAAGGUGAAGAGAACCUUCAGGCCAGUGAUAACUUAGAAGAAACAAAGUCCAUGGUGAUACCGGUUGAACUUCUCAAGGACCUAUCAGAGGAGCUACUUCUCACUUCAGCUCUUGUUAUUGAUAAUGAAAAAGAAAGGAUUGAUGAUCAAAUUGAGCAAACUUCCCAUAUAGAAAGAAAUGUUAUUGAAUCAGAUGACCAUAAAUCAGAGAAAGAACUUUAUUUGGUAUCAAAUGUUCAUUCAGACAUUACUCAGAGUCACACAAUGGAAGAUGUAAAGGGGAUUACUGGGGAAUUUGCAGUGGACCAGUCCCAUGAAUUAAUAGAACUUGUCAUGGAAACUAGUACAACAGAGCAAACACACUCCUCCUAUAUAGAAGAUCAAGAUGCACCAGUAGAACAGGUGGACGUAAGUGAUCUCAUACCUAAAACUGGAUUUAUACAAGAUUUAAAGCCGAUUGAACCAACCAGUCCAACCAGUCAUUUAACAGAAGUCAGAGUAACAGAAGAUUCUGACAUUCUGGGAAAUUUUGGUGCCUCUCCUGAGGUUAACAUUGUUAUCACAAGAGAUCAUGGUAGUUCAGAAGACAAGAGCUCCUCAGAAAUUAAAUCUUCAGUAGAGGAGAAUGCCAGUUGUGUUAAUGAUAAUGUACAUACAGCCGCAGAUCAGGAAGGAGAGAAUCUGGAAACAGCUACUGAAAAGCCCCCUGGAACUAAAUCUGACCUUUUGUCAGAGGCUGAGGAUGGAGAAGCGAAGACAAAGGAGACACUCAGCGAUCAAGUUGAGGGCACAUUGUUUCCCCAUAGCACAUUGGACCUGAGUGCGCAGAAAAGCAGAGUAAUUUUACGUAGGAAAACCUCAAUUCGCAAGCGACCAAAGCAGACUCUUCAUGGCCCUGAGACUGUUGAGCAACCUCUACUCAUUGCCAGGCCAAUGUUCCCAGUGAAACUUCCAAGCAUUGCCCCUUUGCAUCCAAAACCUGCACUACCUCCUGCUGAGGUCCAUGAAGAAGACCAGACUCCCACAGAGGGACUAGCCGUGAAGCCAAAGAAAGGGUUACCAAGGCUUCCCGGAUUUGGGGUCCCACAUCCCCAGAUGAUGCAAGAACUUCAGAAUCGCCUACAGAAGAAGAAACCCAACAAAUGACUUGGCAUUAGAAGAAGAGACGUUGAUUCCACUGAAUGUGGAACUAAUUGGUCCCUUAAAAGGAGUUACUUUCAACCUGUCCUUAGUGUUUACAACUGUCUCUUUUUAGGAUAAUUCCCCAACAACACAAAGGAACCACUAUGAAGAAGGGCAGAACAAUCUUCCUUGGUCAACAGUUCUUGUAUGGGUUGGGUCAUUCCCAGAGAAAGGUGAUCAGUUCUCCACUGCACUCAUGGUUUAGGCCUUGGAAGAUUUCUCAUUAUCAUUUUUUUGUAAAGAAGAUAUCAGGUUGGAGCAAUACGUUGAUGACAUUCUCCCUAUAUUUCUUAUUGGUUGACCUUUGUUUCUGAUUGUUUCCAAUUGAUCCAACCAUGGAAUAUUUGAUCCCCUGUAUUUAUCUCUUUGGACGCAGCCGAUGAACUGAGUUUGAUCUACUCCAUGGCAGAUGACUUGGAAAUCUGACUCUAAAGAUUCGGAUUAUUCACUAAAGUGAUUCCUUCCUUCAUGAGAUGCCACCAAACAAGAAAUUAUCCACAGUAAGAACAGCACCAUACAGAGAAGAAUAAAUGAAACAAUAUCAAUGACAGCAUUGUUAGCUAAUAUUAAUCGCUAUAAAAAAAUGUUGUUUCUAUAUAAAGAAAAUUUUCAUUUGAAUUCUUGUCGAUAUUAGAUAUCUAAUAAUCUAUAAGAAUUAAAAAUUCUUUCUCUA